Molecule: messenger RNA, 1447 nt
Organism: Cryptococcus amylolentus CBS 6039
Lineage: Eukaryota; Fungi; Basidiomycota; Tremellomycetes; Tremellales; Cryptococcaceae
Exons: 4
Coding region: 201-1163 (320 amino acids)
Source: RefSeq, a predicted model, not a curated record
CUUCUCUAGUACACACUUUUCUCUCUCAACACACUCGUACAAACGCUAUCUUCCUUCGGCAUUGGUCUGGCCACUCACUUCGAGUUCUCAGACCAUUUCGUCUCUACCCCUCGGCGAGCUCUGAAGGCAUAGCCUAAGGAAGGUAGCCCCUUGACAUCGCCCCCGCUCAGGCAUCUAUCUUUACGGAGUCCGACUCCGAGAUGACCUUCUACUACGACGUCUCCGAGAGCACCGACUCUGGAUCUGAGGCAUGUGGCUCUUCCUCUAGCGACCCUGUCGUUGUCAACUGGGCUGUCACCUCCGGCAUCAACUCUGGUGUUCCCUACUGUGAACAGUCUCGAGGUUACACUCUCGAACAAAUUGGUACCAACAACAUUGUCGCGAUCAACGCCGCGACUCUCUCUGGCGACCCCGCCAAGUACUGUGGCCGUGAAGUUCAAAUCUACAACGCCGACGGCAGCAAGUUUACGAACAGCGGCGGAUCGCUUUACAUCUGGGAUGGGUGCGCUGCUUGCGAGACUGCCGACUCUGCUAUUCUUGACCUUUCGGCUGCCACUUUUGUCGAGUUGAAAGGCGGAACAUGCUCCGGUUCCAACCCCACCGGUCUCACCUACGAGAUCCUCGACAACUACGUCGUCGACCCUUCAGUUGGUAUGGGCUCCAGCUACACUGCUGAAGGUAGCGUCGAUUCUUCUUCCAGCACCGACGCCGCUUCAGCCUCGUCUUCAUCUGCCGACCCCAUCGUUUCCGUCUCUGCUUCUAUCGGUGUCUCCGCUUCCUUCGGCGAUGGCACUCCCUCCUCUUCCUCCGCUGCUGCGCCUUCCGUGACUUCCGUCCGAAGCACCCGCUACUCUUCCACCCUCUUCGCCGUCUCUUCCUCUUCUGCCGACGCUGCCGAGGGAUCGCCUUCGUCUGCUGAAGCUUUGAUUGCCGCCGCCGUCACCUCCGCUUCCACCGCCUCUGUCGCUUCUUCUCCCUCAUCCUCUGCCGCGCAGAGCGUGGCCUCCGCGUCAACUAGCUUGACCUCCGGGACAGAUGGAAAUUGCACAUACGGUGCUUGGCAGUGUGAUGGUCUCACUUUGCAAGUCUGCAACUACCAGUCUACUAGUUCUCUUGGUAAGCCUCUUUACCACCUUCUGUUUGACAAACUGACGAAAGAGUAGGUUGGGAGACGAUUGAAACCUGCGGAUUUACUUGUGAGGUUACGGACAGUGGGUCGGUGGACUGUGAAUAAACACACACUUUCUUCCUACCUCCCCUUCGCCCUCUCGCUCCACGGGUCCUCGGCGAUCUUUUGUCCAUCGCGUCCUUCUCGUUUUCCAUCAUCUGUCUUACAAAUCUAUAAAGAGCUUUGAUAGUUCGCCAUCAAACAUACUUAUAUACCUUCUCUAGAAGAGAAUGGCAAUCAGUACUGGUACUCGAGUAUGCAUAAUGCGCUUGAUGCGAC